AUGGAGGAGGAUGCUCAGCUUCUGCGCGCCGAGUCUCGCUCGAUGAUGACGCGUCUGUCCAUACACAGUAAAAGAUCCGACCUACUCGACACCGCUAGCCUCGCGGACCUAUCCGGGAGCAGUCCCAGCUUGCGCGCCUGUCCGUUCUCACAGUUGCCGCCGCCAGCCAUAAAGCUGACGGGAGCGAACGAAGCAGCGGGCAUGCCGCCGCUGCUGGGACUGCAGCAGGCUAAUAACGAGCGCGCGGAAGCGUGGAUGGCGACAACACCGACGACGGUAGGAGUGGAGGUGACGACCGACAUCGGCGCGACAGAAACAGACUCGAAGGCGUCGGCGAGACGCUUUCCGCGCUUCCGUCUGCGUAAAAAAAAGAAACGGAAACAGAAGAGCUCCUUGUGUACGAUCAUCUAGACGAUCCUGAGAUUAACACAGAGUCAGGCACUCAAACAGACAGACAGACGGACAGACAAACGGACGGACA
Messenger RNA from Priapulus caudatus, 481 nucleotides. RefSeq lists its product as uncharacterized. Bases 1 to 411 code for a protein of 136 amino acids. The transcript has 2 exons. The record is from RefSeq and is a predicted model, not a curated record. NCBI's taxonomy places the organism in Eukaryota, Metazoa, Priapulida, Priapulimorpha, Priapulimorphida, Priapulidae.